Brienomyrus brachyistius is the source of this 5213-nucleotide messenger RNA. RefSeq names its product adenosylhomocysteinase like 2b (gene ahcyl2b). The coding region runs from base 1832 to 3379 and encodes 515 amino acids. NCBI's taxonomy places the organism in Eukaryota, Metazoa, Chordata, Actinopteri, Osteoglossiformes, Mormyridae. Gene Ontology annotation, biological process: L-methionine cycle. The transcript has 17 exons. The record is from RefSeq and is a predicted model, not a curated record. Gene Ontology annotation, cellular component: cytosol.
CCCCUGCCCCCCAUCACUUUCUGGGGGCUCUCUUACCUCUCGCAGGGUUUGGAGUUUUCUAACAUUUCAGUUCACGUGUCUUUGGGUCUCUGACCCUCUUUGUCAUUGAGUGAAUUUCUAACCUAGUUGGCAUAAGGAAAUGGAACCAUCAAUUGUUCUAACAACAGGAAAUAAAUGACUGUUCAAAAGCCCAUAACCUCAUUACCGACAAUGUUCCUGUUCCUUCUGGAUGAAGUGUUUGAAUUUCUUCCCAUUCUACUUUCAGGGCCUGUUAAAAAAUGUGGCACUGAACCCACAUUGAUGGUGCCGGGUGGGUGAUGGAUGGACUCUAGGACUGUCGCGAUUUGUUGACGUAGUCGAUGACGUCGACGCGGCAAAUGCGUGAACAUUGGUAUUUUAAAUCGAUGCAUCGUUUUAAUUAAUUUUUUAAAUAAAAUUACCAAUACGAUUUCCAAAACGGUUCAGUUCAUUGUAACAAAUGUUGUCCUUCCAUAUCACUACAUAAUUAUGGAGUAGUUGAAAUUAUCACAAAAUAUUAAGGCAGUUUUACACUAUGAAGUGCGAUGGUAUACCAUACCGGUACUCGUGCUAUGCCUGAGAGGACACAUAGGGGGCUAUUCUAGACCCCCAGCAUAAGCAAUACCACCGUGUUGUCUAUUCAUGUUUAUUAAAUAACCAUUCGUAUGGAGAGCAUUUUAAUAUCAUUUUUAUCAACUUUCCAUGAGCCUCACAGACAAGAGCAAGCUUGGGGAUCACAGCAAACAGGGAGCCACCUUGCAGCAGCCCUGGGGUUGGGGGUCAAGGGCCCACAGGCUUGUGAUUGUUCUUCUGAGGCUGGGGCUCAAACCAGCGACCUUCUGACCACUGGCACAGAGCCUUAGCCUUGUAAGCCACUCACUACUCUGGGGUGACAGCUUCUCGUAGUCCGCUGAACACAGAUCUUGUUUUGUCUGUUUUCCGCUUCCCCCACCCUCAUAGUUCUUGGCUUCUUGUUCUACACAGGCUGCCUGCUGUCACCUGAGUGAUGCAGCCAUCUUUCAAGCCGCAGCUUGGUAUAGUGGACUCCUUGGUGUAGUCCUUGCAGGCUUUACAAGAUGGAGUCUCAGUCUCGACAGUGUUUUAUUUCUGUUAUGUGUUUUCUGAACCUCUUUAAUUACAGUUUAGCUAAUUUGUUCCAAUAUGACAGGCAGUUGAAAGCAGGGUGAUUGGUGAUUGGAGGUUAAGGCUUUUCCUAUGGUAAAAUCACUUUGCUGACUCUGGGAAUUGUGCCACUGACCAUCCAUUCAGUCAAAGACCAUAGGAGCUUAUCUGCUGAGCCAUACGAGGCCUCCUGUUGUGAUGCGUAUUUGUGUAGCUAAUCUGGGAGCGACAUACCUCAGCUUGAGUCUUGACUGCUGAGUGACCAUGGCCCUCUUGGUAAGAUCACUUUCAAAACAUCAAAAAAGGGAGAGAUCUGUGAAAGCAGUCAAGGCACCCUAGGCUGCAGCUGGACCUGUGAUCAGAUCCCAAAUCAUGAAACCUGCAGCAUCUAAAAGCAACUCCAGCCUGGACCUGGGGACGUUCUGAUGCGUGGCCCAGUCCACGAAACAAGUGUUUCACAAGAUCUGUGAUGAUUUGCAACCGGGGAUGCGUCAUGCCUAGUUAUCUGAUUCCCGAUAAUAUUUGAAACCUUAUACCUCAGGUGGUUUUAAGUUUCAGGUCACCCAUUCUUUUGGGCAACACUUACUUGCUUCAUUGGCUCUGCGUGUGCCAUCGGUGAUGGGGCAUCGCGCUAUUUGCGCUCCCUUGACCGUUCCUCGAACAGAGCACAGUUCUGCAUCGAUCUUGCGCCAUGAAGAAGAUGUCCGACUUCGUUAGCCAGACCAAAGUGAAGACGAAUGGGCCGGUCCAGUUGAAAAAUUACAAGCAAAUCCAGUUUGCCGACCAGAAGCAGGAGUUCAACAAGCGGCCCACCAAGAUUGGCCGGCGCUCGCUGUCCCGGUCCAUCUCGCAGUCGUCCACAGACAGCUACAGCUCAGCUGCCUCCUACACAGACAGCUCUGACGAUGAGACCUCCCCCCGGGACAAGCAGCAGAAGAACUCUAAGGGACAAAGUGACUUCUGCAUCAAGAACAUCAAGCAGGCGGAGUUUGGACGCCGGGAGAUCGAGAUCGCUGAGCAGGAGAUGCCAGCGCUGAUGGCCCUGAGGAAGAGAGCCCAGGGGGAGAAACCCCUGGCUGGGGCCAAGGUGGUGGGAUGUACCCACAUCACUGCCCAGACAGCAGUUCUCAUGGAGACUCUGUCUGCCUUGGGUGCCCAGUGCAGGUGGGCUGCCUGCAACAUCUACUCCACCCAGAAUGAGGUGGCUGCCGCCCUGGGAGAGGGGGGGUUCUCGGUUUUUGCCUGGAAGGGGGAGUCUGAAGACGACUUCUGGUGGUGCAUCGACCGCUGCGUCAACGUGGAGGGAUGGCAGCCUAACAUGAUUCUGGAUGAUGGGGGCGACCUCACCCACUGGAUCUACAAGAAGUACCCCAACAUGUUCAAAAAGAUCAAAGGAAUCGUGGAAGAGAGUGUAACUGGGGUCCACAGGCUGUACCAGCUCUCCAAGGCCGGGAAGCUGUGCGUUCCAGCCAUGAACGUCAACGACUCGGUGACCAAGCAGAAGUUUGACAAUCUCUACUGCUGCCGGGAAUCUAUUCUGGAUGGCCUGAAACGGACCACGGACGUGAUGUUCGGGGGGAAGCAGGUUGUGGUUUGCGGGUAUGGAGAAGUUGGCAAAGGCUGCUGUGCCGCUCUGAAGGCCAUGGGCUCCAUUGUCUACGUCACGGAGAUCGACCCCAUCUGCGCCCUGCAGGCCUGCAUGGAUGGCUUCAGGUUAGUGAAACUGAGUGAAGUCAUCCGUCAGGUGGACAUCGUCAUCACCUGCACAGGCAAUAAGAACGUGGUGGUGCGGGAAUACCUAGACCGCAUGAAAAACGGGUGCAUAGUCUGCAACAUGGGGCACUCGAACACGGAGAUCGACGUGGCCAGCCUGCGGACGCCUGAGCUGACCUGGGAGCGUGUGAGGUCACAGGUGGACCACGUUAUCUGGCCCGACGGCAAGAGGAUAGUCCUGCUGGCAGAGGGCCGCCUCCUAAACCUGAGCUGCUCCACGGUGCCCACCUUUGUGCUCUCCAUAACUGCCACCACUCAGGCCCUUGCCCUGAUAGAGCUGUACAAUGCCCCCGAAGGCCGCUACAAGCAAGACGUCUACCUACUACCCAAGAAAAUGGAUGAGUACGUCGCGAGCCUCCACCUUCCCACAUUUGACGCACACCUCACCGAGCUGACGGAGGAGCAGGCCAAGUACCUGGGCCUGAAUAAGAACGGCCCUUUCAAGCCCAACUACUACAGGUACUAAACUGGCGUGAAACUGGCAGAAGAAUAUAGGGAGAUUGGGGGGGGGAAACAAAGACUUCACAACUGUACAGACCAUGAAACGAGGAGAGGGGGGGUCAUUUUUGCCCUGCUGUUAGAGUGAGAGGACCUCUGCUGUCUGGGACUGGCGUGCAAACCUGCCAGUUUUUAUUUAACAUAGAAUAUUACACUCUAACCCUGUGAGUUGGUCCUGCUGCUUGGUCUCCUGGGAUGGAAGACGUACUUCACAGCACAUUUUCUGUCGGCCUCCGUAAUAUCACUAAGUUUAUGUAUAAAAUGAAAUUCUGUCUACGAAAAUGUGAAUAAGGAUAAAUGAGAACCUAUGACGAAUCCUCUUUUAUUCUUUGGAUCUCAGACUAGGGCUGUUUUGGGGAUUCAGUUUUAUUGGUUUUGAUCAAAAUUCAGAUUUUUUUUUUUCCCCCUAGUGAAGAUGGUGGUUGGAAACUAGAGGGGUUCCUUACCCCAGUCAAUCAAACACUAAGCCAAAUCUCCCUCUGCAUCUUACUGCCUACCUUUGGACUUCUUAUUAUUUGUGAUUUAAGGGUUACCAACUGUUCUGACGAAGCGGGCGCCACACUACGACCUUUAUUCAUACCAUAGAAGCUGUGAGUUUCACUUCGUUUUGCUUUGUGUCUAUGUUGAACCUAGGGACAUGGUUUUGGUAUUAUAAAAUGGGUGUAUAUUUAGAUUUUUAUAUAGAAAUUAAGCCCUUUCCCCUUAUGCUUCCUUUAUUAUUUGUUUUUCUUAACCUGAACAAAAAGCAAAAUAUAAGGUGUAAUGCAUAAGUACUGAGCUGAGAAGCAGUGUGGAGUUUGGCCAGGUCGUGGGCUCUCUCUGGGUCACUGGGUACUUAACGGAAGAAAUAUUGCUGUCGUACUGCUAUACUGGUUGGCUUGAACCAGUGUGAAUACUGGUGAUCUGAAAUGGUUUGAUAUUUACACAUAUAAAGAGUCUGAUGUCCCUAAUUGGUCUUUUGCCAACAUGGGUGGAAUAUGCCCUACAUUUCAGUGCAAUACUGACCUGCUUUUGAUCAUUUUGACCUUUGAACUUUUCCCUUUUGUUGGGGUGUGUCUCUGUGUUAUUGACACACAGCAUCUGAUGCUGUUUCUGUCAUUAAAGCAACUGGAAGCCAGGAAUUCCAGUUUACUAUGGGGGACUUUGUUUAUUAACAAUCUACUGCAUGGGAUUAAGAGCCGGCAAAAAACCACAAGACAAUAUCCGUGUUUUACACUCUGUGGAAUCUAUGGACAUGGCAGUGAUAUUUUAAGCUUCAUUCAUUAUUCAUUUUUCUAUUUAUAGGGCAAAAUGUUACUCUUAAUAAGCAAUCAGGUGUUGUGUUGUAUACUAAUUAACUUCCAACUGAAGAUCAUUGCUCCGCCCCCGACCACAUUGACCUGGAAAAAUUCAUCCCACAUAGUUCGUGUCACAGUGUCCAUAACCAUAGUUGUUCAUUCAUUCUCAAAUUUGAGCUUUGCUGACUUCUCCUGUUCGCGCAUACAAGCCCGUACCCUCCCGGUUCCAGGUGUUUCUCAAAUGUCAAUCGCAAACACCCGAGUGUAGCUGCUAUCUCCAGACUGCAGCGUGUCGUCUGGCACCAUCAUCAGAAGGGAGGGUCGAUCAUCACCACCUUGGGCUGGUUAUAGACUCAAUGAAGAACAAAAAAGAGAGAAAUCUUCUCCUGUAUUUAUUGUUGUAAAUCUUCAGUAAAAUUACGAAAUCUGAUUUUAAGUUGUCGAAAAAAUGUUUUAAAUAUUGCAAGUGAUUAUGGUAGCAAUAAUGAAUCUGUAAUCAAAAACAAAAUAAAAUAUGUUAAAAUA